AGUGCCAGAAGUGGUCCUCGAAGUUCACAAUAAAAAUUUGCAAGUAAAAUUACUCUCUUUUGAAAUUUGAAAACACAUUUUGUGCUUUUCUUCCGGAAAUGAAGGCAGGCUAUCAAGUCAUUCAUGCAUACACAGCAAACUAUAUACCCCGGCGCGUUUCUUGUCAAAAGCACAUUCAAUGUGCAAGGUAUGUGAACCCAUACAGACGGUCUUAUCCGCGCUCAAGGAAGUUGAAAAUGGACAACGAUAGCUGUGAAUCACCUGCACCAGAAAACUUCACGGUGCCGAUCGUGGGCUACGAAAUCGUCGAAAAGCGACAGCGAUUCACGGUGUAUAAAAUUCAUGUACAGAGACAAGCAAGGAGCUGGUUUAUUUUCCGAAGAUAUUCAGACUUCGAAAGACUUAGGGAAAGGUUGAUGACAUCAUUUCCAAGAAUCAAGCUUCACCUCCCACCCAAAAGGCGACUUGGAGACAAUUUCAAUCCAGAAUUUAUUGCCAGACGUGCUCAAGGCUUGCAGAAUUUUAUCAGGACUAUUCUUCAGCACAGAAAUUUACGAAUGAGCCGUGAAACCCGUGAAUUCUUCUGCCUUGAUGAGCCACCAGGUCCCUUUGACAGCCUCGAAGAAAGCAGGGCAUAUGUACAAUUUCUUGAAGAACAAAUGGAAAAUACAAAGUCAGUUGUCAUGGAACUCAACAGCCAAUUAGAAGCCACCAAAUCUCAGCUCAGCGAGGCUCGCGCGCAGAUAAAAAGCCUGGAAUGGAGUUUGCGUCAUCGCCCCUUUUCCGACCCAGGUCAUUCCACUCCCGCGGCCAACUGCGGCGAGUUACGCCAUACCCUGGACACGCAACUCUCGGACAUAUCCGACCCUUGCUCCUCGUCUAAGACUAGGAAAAACGUCAGUUUUGCACAGACGAAAUCCUUCAGCGAGGGAAACUUGCUGCAGCUAAAACGUCAAAGACAGACGAACUUUCCCACGUUGAAAGACGGAAGUGGCUUUCGACACAGCAUCACAUUCGGCGAGGAUUCCUUUCUUUACAAUGGAUUUCUUGAUCUUGAAUUUCACUCGAACGUAACUCGAAAGAUGAAAGAACGAAAACGCAAAGCUCGUGGGAAGAAGCAGAGACACGAAGCCUCCACUCACGAAAUUGAAAAUGUUGAUAAACUAUCGAGAACUCGCAAGAGGGCAGAACAUAAACGAGAGAAAAGAGAUAGUGGAAUUAUUGGAGAUGGUUGCACAGAUUCUGACUGAUUAGGGAUUUUUAUUAAUUAAUGAUUGGUUUUUCAUCUCAGAUUCAAUUCAUUAAGCGGGAGAAUAUUGAACCACAAAUAUGGCCUGUUAAUUUACAUUAAUUCCUAUUUAAAACCCACCGUACUACCAA
Messenger RNA from Dendronephthya gigantea, 1380 nucleotides. Its product is annotated as sorting nexin-4-like. Gene Ontology annotation, biological process: endosome to lysosome transport; protein targeting to lysosome; early endosome to late endosome transport. NCBI's taxonomy places the organism in Eukaryota, Metazoa, Cnidaria, Anthozoa, Malacalcyonacea, Nephtheidae. Gene Ontology annotation, cellular component: early endosome; extrinsic component of endosome membrane; late endosome. The record is from RefSeq and is a predicted model, not a curated record. The transcript has 6 exons. Gene Ontology annotation, molecular function: phosphatidylinositol binding. Bases 99 to 1250 code for a protein of 383 amino acids.